Messenger RNA from Hemisphaericaspora subhashii, 1524 nucleotides. RefSeq names its product Djp1p (gene DJP1). Gene Ontology annotation, cellular component: cytosol. Lineage: Eukaryota; Fungi; Ascomycota; Pichiomycetes; Serinales; Debaryomycetaceae. The coding region runs from base 1 to 1524 and encodes 507 amino acids. Gene Ontology annotation, biological process: protein import into peroxisome matrix. The record is from RefSeq and is a predicted model, not a curated record. The transcript has a single exon.
AUGGUAGUAGAUACAACUUAUUAUGAUUUACUUUCAAUUCAACCAGAUGCUACUUCAUUAGAAAUUAAGAAAGCUUAUAGAAAAGCAGCAAUAAGACUACACCCAGAUAAGAAUCCUGAUGAUCCAACUGCUGCUUCUAAAUUCCAAGAAAUUGGUGAGGCAUAUCAAGUACUUUCAGAUGAAUCACUUCGAAAUAAAUAUGAUAAAUUUGGAAAACAAGAAAGUAUCCCAAGUGAAGGAUUUGAAGAUCCUGCUGAAUUCUUUUCUAUGAUAUUUGGUGGAGAAGCAUUUAAAGAUUGGAUUGGAGAAUUAAGUUUAUUACUGGAAUUAUCUAAAUCUGCUGAAUUGGCAGGAUACACUGAAACUGAUGAGAAGAAACCAUCUGAUAAUAAGGACAAUAAUAAUGGUAAAGCAAAUGGCGAAAACCACCCAGCAAAUGAAUAUACCUCCACUCAUAAGGACUCGAAAUUAUUAUCCCAUACUGCACAUGAUCCAAGUAAUGAUGUAUCAAUUAAACAUCAAACUGAAGAACAAAAACGUAAAGAAGAAUUGGAAAAGUUUGAAGAAGAAUGUAGACUUAAAAAGAUUGAAACUAGAAAAGAAUUAUUAAAGAAAUUAAUUGAAAAAUUAUCACUAUAUACAGAAACUGAUAUGAAAGAUGAUAUAGUUGAAUCAUUUAAAGGUAAAAUUAGAUAUGAAGCUGAAUCUUUAAAAAUGGAAAGUUUUGGUUUGGAAAUUUUACAUACUAUUGGAUCAAUUUAUAAAACAAAAUCCAAAAUUUUCUUAAAGAAUCAAACAUUUUUUGGUUGGGGAGGUUUAUGGUGGUCAAUGAAAGAAAAGGGUGGAGUUGUUAAAGAUACUUUCAAAACAGUUUCUUCUGCUUUGGAUGCACAACGUACUAUGGAAGAAUAUUCUCAAAUGCAAUUGGAUAAUGAAUAUCAUGCCAAAAAGGAAGCUGAAGAAGAACAAGCAAAGAAGAAGAAGGAGGCAGAAGGAGAAGGAGAAGGAGCCAGUAGUGCUACCAGUCCACCAGUUACAUCUGAAGAAGAUAUAGCUAAACUUGAACAUGAAUUGGAACAAGUCCAGCAAGAAAUAAAAGAACAUCAAGAAGCAAAACAGCUUUCUCCAGAAAGCAAAGAGAAAAUACCUCAUAAACAUACUCCUGAAGAAUUAGCCGAAAUGGAAAAGUAUUUAAUGGGAAAAGUAUUGGCAGCCGCUUGGUCUGGAUCUAGAUAUGAAAUCCAAGCUACUAUUCGUGGAGUUUGUGAUGGACUUUUAGAAGAUAAAGAAGUUCCAUUACAGAAGAGAAUAGCAAGAGCCAAAGCAUUGAGAUUGGUUGGAGAAGUAUUUAGUUCUGUUACUAGAACUGAAGCUGAAGAUGAAGAAGCAAGAAUAUUUGAACAAUUGGUGGCUGAAGCUAGUCAAAAGCGAGAAAAGAAGAAGAGACGUCCUAGUAAUCCACCUCCACCACCUCCGCCACGCAAAUCUCAUGAAACAACAAGUGCUGAAGCAAAUGCAUUUUAG